This is a messenger RNA of Lampris incognitus (smalleye Pacific opah), 2678 nucleotides long. RefSeq names its product coagulation factor II (thrombin) receptor-like 2 (gene f2rl2). Gene Ontology annotation, molecular function: thrombin-activated receptor activity. Lineage: Eukaryota; Metazoa; Chordata; Actinopteri; Lampriformes; Lampridae. The record is from RefSeq and is a predicted model, not a curated record. Bases 183 to 1316 code for a protein of 377 amino acids. The transcript is spliced from 2 exons. Gene Ontology annotation, cellular component: membrane. Gene Ontology annotation, biological process: blood coagulation; phospholipase C-activating G protein-coupled receptor signaling pathway; positive regulation of Rho protein signal transduction.
CACACACAGCAGCACUCUUACACACACACGGCUUCAGAGUAGAUCGCGGACAGCACAGGGUGGAUUUACUGCAAAUGUGAACCAGCAACCUUCACCCAUGGAUAACCGCAAAAGUUACUUAAGUUAUUCAAAUGAGGCACCCCGGGAAUGUAAGGACAAGUGAAGGGUAAAUUGACGGAGUAAUGACUGAGGAUGACAUGGCCAAUGUCCGUGGAUUAUUUGUCUGUCUGAUGACACUGCCGACCAUCCAGGCUAAUGGGCUGAGCACUCAAAUCAGUAGAAACACUUCAACCUUGAUACCUAAGACUUUCAACGGUAAAACCUACAAAUGGAGCUACACAAAUCAGCUGCCUGCCUCAUUUAAUAAUUUGACAAACCCCCCACUGCUCGAUGUGAGUCCAAACGACCCGGCGGCAGCCUACACAAGAGGGGCUCUGAGUACCCAGGUCAUCCCCUCAUUAUACAGCCUGGCAAUGGUGCUGGGUAUCCCCUCGAAUACAUAUAUCCUGGCCUUUCUGAGGGUGAAAGCAAGGUGCUCCACUGCAGUGCUCUACCUGAGCCUGGCCUUAUCAGACCUACUGCUACUGCUCUCCCUGCCACUGCGUAUCCACUACCACCUGAAUGGAAACCACUGGAUAUUUGGGGAAGUUACAUGCCGAGUCAUCACAGCCCUUUUCUAUGCCAACAUUUACUGUUCAGCUAACACCAUUGCAUGCAUCAGUCUGAAGCGCUAUCUAGCCGUGUCGAGGCCCUUCUUGUACAGGAGGCUACCCAAGACCACUUUGGCAUUAGGCGCAUGCUUAGGAGUGUGGCUCCCAUUCGGGGCAGCUGUGGUGCCCGAGCUUCUGGUCCGGCAGAGCUACCAAUUGCCCCAGCUCGGAGUCACCACCUGUCAUGAUGUACUUCCCCUAAAAGAAAGCUCACAUACCUUGCUGGUAUCAUAUAGAUUGAUACUAGUCUGCACUGGCUUUAUAGUGCCCUUUUUGGUUUGUAUCUGUGCCCAUGUGGGAAUGAUGUACCACCUGGGGCGAUCCAGCUGCAACUGGAAGCCUUUUAUUAGGGUCAGCUCCCUGGUCCUCCUUAUCUUCAUGGUAUGCUUCUCCCCCAGUGCCAUCCUACAUAUCGCCCACUACAUCCAUCUGUUUUUCCAUGGGGACGACAGGUUGUACGGAUACUACAAAGUAGCAGUUUGUCUAUGCUGCUUCCACAGCUGUCUGGAUCCCUUCCUGUGCAUUCUUAUGUCCAAGACAACAGCCUCUAAACUGCAAUUUAUCCCCCUUCAUGGGACAACCCAGAGGCCCAGUGUUAUGAUCUGAGACUAGGUCCACUUUUUUCCGCUUCUGGUGUGGGAAGAUGGUGGCGCAAAUUCACGUUUGCGGUGGCCUCACCCAGUACCGUCCAUGCAGUGUCUUUGUCCACAUCUAAGUUUUGUCUUUGUUUGAUGGCUGGGAGAGCUGGCGCUGGAUCAGCUGGGAGAGCUUGGUCUGCUGUGUUCUGUGGGCCCAGGGACCAUGACUCUGCCCGGAGUGGCACCCGAGGAGGUAAAACCGAGGGCAGUCUGACAGGAUGCAGAAGCGGGGCAAGCUAAGCUAACUGCUAGCCCAUGCAGACCGGCAGUUCCAACAGUCAUCCUGGCUGGCAUUCGUUCCCUUGGACAGUGAUUUUUUGUUUAGUUUGGAUAUAUAUAUUUGUGUUAGUUUGGAUAUGUGUGUUCUUGUAGUUCUUGGAUAUGUGUUUUUGUCUUUGUGUUGCACUGCUGUGGGCGGGGAGAAACGACAUUUCCUUUCAUUUCAUGUACGCAAGCAUAUGAAAUGAAACAACAAAUAAAGUGUUCCUGAUUUUUGAUAUGCACGUCAUAAAUAUCUCCUGAAUGACAACUUGCUGUUGGAACAUAGCAGGCGAGUCCAAAUCGAAGUAUAAAAGUUAUUAAUGUUGAGGUGGUAGAUUGUGGGACAAUGCACCUUCAACAAGUUGAUAUUACACUUCUAAACUCCAUGUAUUAUUGUCUGUUCUUUCCUGGAGAACAGUCUCUGUGACACAAAGUUAUGACUGCUCCUCAGACAGUUUUAAGUUUGCUGUAGUGUCAGAAGUGAUAUGUUGAGGCUCAGAGCAGUCUAUUUAAGCCCAUCAUGGCAGGCCAACACUGGGAGGUUGUCAUUAUUGUGAAAUAACACUGUAUUGAAUUCCAUGUAAAUAGAGAAAUAUCUACUAGUUUGUCUUGUUCAACUUCACACUGCAUUGUAAUAACUGAUGAAACACAACAGACUAACAACUGCACACUUUAGCUGAGUUUCAUUCCUUUUUGAUGUAUCACAUUUUUAGAAAUAUCAAAUUAGUAGUUGACUGAAGUCAAGACCAUGUCACACUAGAUGUAAGUAAUGUUUUAUGAUUCCUGACCGACACAUUUCAGCAGAAGUAAAUUUAUCAUCCAGUCUGCAGUCCCCGUGAGAAAAAUCCUCAGAGAAGACACAACAAAAAACAAGAACAAGAGAAAGAAACACAACAAUGCCAUCUAAGAGUCACAAAAAUGUAAAAUGGAUAUUUAGGGGGUGGCAAACCACAACAUGGAUACAGUUUUUUAUAAAAUUAAAAGAUUAAAAAAUGAAGUUUAUGGAUGUCGGUGUUUCAUUCGUACAUUCAGAAACUGUAAUUUCACUUCUUGUAUCUUGGGGGGGGGG